GGCAGCGCGCGCCUGGCUGGGCCCUGCGGAGCGGGAGGGACUGAGCGAAGGAGUGAGCGGAGCGGCCGUCGCCCGAGCGGAGCUCAGCAGCCAGCCCGCCUGCCCGCCGCCCUCCAGCCCGCGCUCCAGUCCGCAGUGUCUAGCAGCGGGGCCCAGCAUGGUCAUGGCGGAUGGCCCGAGGCACUUGCAGCGCGGGCCGGUCCGGGUGGGGUUCUACGAAAUCGAGGGCACGCUGGGCAAAGGCAACUUCGCCGUGGUGAAGCUGGGGCGACACCGGAUCACCAGGACGGAGGUGGCGAUAAAAAUAAUAGAUAAGUCUCAGCUGGAUGCAGUGAACCUUGAGAAAAUCUACCGAGAAGUACAAAUAAUGAAAAUGUUAGACCACCCUCACAUAAUCAAACUUUAUCAGGUAAUGGAGACCAAAAGCAUGUUGUACCUUGUGACAGAAUAUGCCAAAAAUGGAGAAAUUUUUGACUACCUUGCUAAUCACGGCCGGUUAAAUGAGUCUGAGGCGAGGCGCAAAUUCUGGCAAAUCCUGUCUGCUGUUGAUUACUGUCACGGUCGGAAGAUUGUGCACCGUGACCUCAAGGCUGAAAAUCUCCUGCUGGAUAACAACAUGAAUAUCAAAAUAGCAGAUUUCGGUUUUGGAAAUUUCUUUAAAAGUGGUGAACUGCUGGCAACAUGGUGUGGCAGCCCCCCUUAUGCAGCCCCAGAAGUCUUUGAAGGGCAGCAGUAUGAAGGACCACAGCUGGAUAUUUGGAGCAUGGGAGUUGUUCUUUACGUCCUUGUCUGUGGAGCUCUACCUUUUGAUGGACCGACUCUUCCAAUUUUGAGGCAGAGAGUGUUAGAAGGAAGAUUCCGGAUUCCGUAUUUCAUGUCAGAAGAUUGUGAGCACCUUAUUCGAAGGAUGUUGGUCCUAGACCCGUCCAAACGGCUAACCAUAGCUCAAAUCAAGGAGCAUAAGUGGAUGCUCGUAGAAGUUCCUGUACAGAGACCUGUUCUCUAUCCACAAGGGCAAGAAAAUGAGCCAUCCAUUGGGGAGUUUAAUGAACAGGUUCUGCGAUUGAUGCACGGCCUUGGAAUAGAUCAACAGAAAACCAUUGAGGCUUUGCAGAACAAGAGCUAUAACCACUUUGCUGCCAUCUAUUACUUGUUGGUGGAGCGCCUGAAAUCACAUAGGAGCAGUUUUCCUGUGGAGCAGAGACUUGAUGCCCGCCAGCGUCGGCCUAGCACCAUCGCCGAACAAACAGUUGCCAAGACACAAACUGUGGGACUCCCAGUGACGGUGCAUUCACCAAACGUGCGAGUGAUGCGAUCUGCCCUCCUCCCACAGGCAUCCAACGUGGACGCCUUCACGUUUCCAGCAUCCGGCUGUCAGGCGGAAGCAGCAUUCAUGGAGGAAGAGUGUGUCGACACUCCAAAGGUAAAUGGCUGUCUCCUGGACCCUGUGCCCCCGGUGCUGGCGAGGAAGGGGUGCCAGUCCCUGCCCAGCGACGUGAUGGAGACCUCCAUUGAUGAAGGGCUGGAGACAGAAGGAGAGGCCGAGGAAGACCCCGGGCGGGCCCUGGGCGCCUUCCGGUCCACACGCGGCGGGCAGCGGCGGCACACUCUGUCGGAAGUGACCAACCAGCUGGCCGUGAUGCCCGGAUCAGGUACGCUUUCCAGGAAAAUUUUCUCCAUGAGUGACAACCCCUCCCUUGACAGUGUGGACUCUGAGUAUGAUAUGGGGUCUGUUCAGAGGGACCUGCACUUUCUUGAGGACAACCCUUCCCUUAAGGACAUCAUGUUAGCCAAUCAGCCCUCACCCCGCAUGACGUCUCCCUUCGUGAGCCUGAGACCUGCCAACCCUACCAUGCAGGCGCUGAGCUCCCAGAAGCGAGAGGCCCACAACAGGUCUCCAGUGAGCUUCAGAGAGGGCCGCCGGGCGUCAGACACUUCCCUCACCCAAGGAAUUGUAGCAUUUAGACAGCAUCUUCAGAAUCUGGCUAGAACCAAAGGAAUCCUAGAGUUGAACAAAGUGCAGUUGCUCUAUGAGCAGCUAGGAUCAGAGGCAGACCCUAACCUGGCAUCACCGGCUCCUCAGCUACAAGACCUGGGUAGCAGUUGCCCUCAGGAGGAAGCUCCUCCUCAGCAGAAGAGCGUGUCUGCGCUCCCCGGCAGCACGCACCCUCAGCUCUCCCAGCGGCACAGCCUGGAAGCCCAGUACCUGCAGCACAGACUCCAGAAGCCCAGCCUUCUGUCAAAAGCCCAGAACACCUGUCAGCUUUAUUGUAAAGAACCACCACGGAGCCUUGAACAGCAGCUGCAAGAACACAGACUCCAACAGAAGCGGCUCCUCCUCCAGAAACAGUCUCAGCUGCAGGCAUAUUUUAAUCAGAUGCAGAUAGCAGAGAGCUCGUACCCACAGCCCCUUCCCCACCAGGAGACACCGCCGCCAUCCCAGCAGCCGCCGCCCUUCAGCCUGACCCAGCCCCUGAGCCCCGUCCUGGAGCCUGCCUCGGAGCAAAUGCAGUACAGCCCUUUCCUCAGCCAGUACCGGGAGAUGGGGCUGCAGCCGCUGUCCGCCUCACCAGGUCCCCGGGCUGCUCCCCCGCCACCGCCACCGCAGCACUCAGGGGCCGCCCGGGCACCCUUACAGUUCUCCUAUCAGACUUGCGAGCUGCCAGGCGCGGCCUCCCCCGAGCCACACCGCCCCGGUCCCUGUCAGUACUCUCUGGAUGGAACCCAGCAGAGCGGCAUGGCGGCGCCGGGCUGUCCCAGGAGCUCAGGACUGCAGGAGGCCCCCUCCAGCUACGACCCUCUAGCGCUCUCGGAGUUCCCUGGACUCUUUGAUUGUGAAAUGCUGGAAGCCGUGGACCCACAGCACAGUGGCUACGUCCUGGUAAAUUAACCUCAGCG
Messenger RNA from Kogia breviceps (pygmy sperm whale), 2898 nucleotides. It is a transcript of the gene SIK2, whose product is annotated as salt inducible kinase 2. Gene Ontology annotation, biological process: intracellular signal transduction; protein phosphorylation. Gene Ontology annotation, cellular component: cytoplasm. The record is from RefSeq and is a predicted model, not a curated record. Lineage: Eukaryota; Metazoa; Chordata; Mammalia; Artiodactyla; Physeteridae. Gene Ontology annotation, molecular function: ATP binding; protein serine/threonine kinase activity.